Messenger RNA from Mesorhabditis belari, 237 nucleotides. NCBI's taxonomy places the organism in Eukaryota, Metazoa, Nematoda, Chromadorea, Rhabditida, Rhabditidae. The record is from the annotation of a GenBank genome assembly.
AUGACCUCUUCAAAAGUUCAACUCGCUUUUUCAGUCAUCGCUUUCACCAUCUGUUUCUUGACACUACCCGCUGAAAUGACCACAACAAAUGAGGCUAUUUGCAACUCCACUUGCAGCGGCGUAGGUCCGUUUACCAACGUUGUCGAAUGUUGUCUCUACAUCGGCUCUCUAACCGGCUAUCCGUAUUAUACCGGCUUUUGCUCGUUUGACCACAAAGCCUAUUGUGUUGACGAUAAU